CGGAUCGUAACAAGUGCAAUCAUGGAGUGAGCGAUCCCUGGUCCUGCUUGGACACAUCGCACGCCGAAAUGUGGUGACGGUGGCUGUUUCGACAACUGAACUUAACCCUGGGUUGAUAACAGCACUCACGAGGGUGGGCCGUUUCGUGCACAUUUUCUUUCCCUCGCACACUGGGGAUAGAACAUCUGCAGACAAACACGAGAGAAAAUCCACCUGCACCUGUCCCCCAUCCCUUUAUUGAUUUGUGAUUAGAAGUGUCUGUUAGCUCAAAUUCGAUUCUGCAGCAUAAACUGCGAACAUUGUUUCGAGUUGCCUAAAAGCCCACCCCUUUGAACUUUUUACACGAACACACCUUCAAAUAGAUCGACUGUCUUGGCACCGGCGCACGGCAAAUCUACACCGGCAGCAUGUCGAGGGCUACCAAGCGCAAGCACGUUGUGCAGGAAGUGUUAAACGACUAUAUAUUGCCAUCUGCAGAACAGUUUAUUGUACAAGUUGUGGCUUCGAAGGGGAACAAUCUACACGAAGUCGUCACGGACUCCGGCGAUCAGUUCCUCGUGACAAUGCCAAGCAAAUUUCGCAAGAACGUCUGGAUCAAACGUAGCGACUUCUUGCUGGUUGAGCCGAUUGAGGAAGGUGACAAGGUCAAAGCCGAAAUCAUUAGCAUCCUCUACAAGAACCAAGUGAAGUACAUCAAAGAGGAAGGCAAGUGGCCACCUGGCUUCAGCGAUGUUAAGAAGGAGAAGAAUGACGGGGCCAACAACAACGACGGUGAAGCCAGGAAUACGGAGGACGAGGAAGAUAGCGAUAGUGACCUAUUUGUCAACACAAACAGGCAUGCUGUUGCUUACGAGGAGUCUGAUGAUGACACUGAUGAUGACGAUGAAGAUGUGGAUGAUGAAUUAGUGUAGGCUAACAACAACCCGUGUUAAAGCUUUUUUUCAUGUGUUAAAUAAAUAAAUUUGUCUAGCUUUUCUCAAUAAUUGGCUACCCUUAAAUUAUACGUUGUGCAAAUUUCGCUGACACCGAUACCAAAUUACGCAAAUCAUUCAAUUUGGCAGGUUUCUUGGUUUUCUUGUUAUUUUCUGUUGCUAUCCAAAUCUAUCCACCUCAGUUGUAAUAGCCUCUGUAACAUUCAUUUACUGCACAUCAUGCUUUGCUUGUAAGUUGUUUUUUAUCGGUGUUGGUGUUUCGGUAUUAUUUGCAAUAUUCUUCAUAUAAUGUUACUUUGGUAACAGAUGAACGUGUGUGCUCAUUUGCAGCAGAUAUGAAAUUGAAACAGAUUUUUUUAAAUAAAAUUCAAUUAUUAUUAA
Messenger RNA from Priapulus caudatus, 1313 nucleotides. RefSeq names its product probable RNA-binding protein EIF1AD. Gene Ontology annotation, cellular component: nucleus. The record is from RefSeq and is a predicted model, not a curated record. The coding region runs from base 408 to 911 and encodes 167 amino acids. Lineage: Eukaryota; Metazoa; Priapulida; Priapulimorpha; Priapulimorphida; Priapulidae. Gene Ontology annotation, biological process: translational initiation. The transcript has a single exon. Gene Ontology annotation, molecular function: translation initiation factor activity; RNA binding.